Messenger RNA from Cydia amplana, 988 nucleotides. Its product is annotated as putative nuclease HARBI1. The transcript has a single exon. The coding region runs from base 299 to 988 and encodes 229 amino acids. NCBI's taxonomy places the organism in Eukaryota, Metazoa, Arthropoda, Insecta, Lepidoptera, Tortricidae. The record is from RefSeq and is a predicted model, not a curated record.
GAUUCUACGGCGGCCGCUAAACCUCCUAAUUUUAUUUAGGCGUCGCUAAACCACUUUGCUAUUCUAUGAGCAGCUGUCAUAAUCAAAUGACAACACCAAUUUGAAUCUGACGUUUCUUAAUUUAGGCGGUCUAUUCAAUUUAGGUUUAGCUGCUUAAAUGCUAUUCAGUACAUGUCUUUUUUAAACAAAAACAUAGAAACGUCAAGCUAAACUGACUAAUUUUAGCGGCGAAUAAAAUAGUCCCGUUUAAAAUACGAUAACACAAAAAAGUCAAGUUUUGCAGAAUUUCUUGUUCGAAAUGGAUGAAGAAUACGUCAUAGCUGCUGUGGUGGCCGAAGAGAGGGAGUAUGGCGAGGGCGAGGGUGAAAAAAUGUAUUUGAAGAGGUUGCGAGACGGGUCUAACCCAUUUGACCGGUCCGAGCGGAAGUUCCGUAAAUUGUUUAGGCUGUCGCGGGCCAUGGGCCGUCACGUAGUGGACACUCUGUGUGAAGGCGAUGCGCUACGAGCGGGGACGGUGCCACCACAUUUAAAGGUCCUAAGUGCACUGAACUUUUUUGCCCAUGGCAGCUACCAGACUGCUGUGGGAGAAAUUAAUAUACUAGCUCAAAGUCAGCCAACAAUAAGCCGCAGUCUGGCAGAUGUGUGUCCUGUUAUUAUAGAAAGGUUGACCCCACAGUGGAUCAAAUUCCCAGUGACCAGACUGGAGAAAGACAGGGCAAUGCGGGAGUUCCAGGACAAUUUUGGAAUGCCAUAUACAUUGGGUGCGGUAGAUGGGAGUCACAUCCCUAUACACAAACCCCCAAAUAACCACCCUAUAGCCCCGGGUAAUAUUUUCUACAACAGAAAAGGGUUUUAUAGUAUAAAUUGUCAAGUGGUGUGCGAUGCCACAGGUCGGAUCACUAGCGUAAACCCUAACUUUCCGGGUUCAACCCAUGAUGCUGCUGUUUGGAGGAGCAGCAAUGUGCACCAGCACCUCGAAGGGUCAUAG